Messenger RNA from Hemiscyllium ocellatum (epaulette shark), 2406 nucleotides. Its product is annotated as E3 SUMO-protein ligase ZBED1-like. The transcript has 3 exons. NCBI's taxonomy places the organism in Eukaryota, Metazoa, Chordata, Chondrichthyes, Orectolobiformes, Hemiscylliidae. Gene Ontology annotation, molecular function: protein dimerization activity; DNA binding. The record is from RefSeq and is a predicted model, not a curated record. The coding region runs from base 1 to 2406 and encodes 801 amino acids.
AUGGCCCAUGCCAGUGAUGUCUGGAAAUACGUAACCAGGAGAGAUGAUAAAACAGUUGUGUGCAACAUCUGCAGGAAGGAGCUGGUCAUUUCCGGCAGUGCCACUGUCCUCCGAUUACACCUGGAGAGGAACCACCACGUUCACUUUACAGAGGAGGCUGACCACAAUAAACUGCAGGGAGACUCCAGGACCGAGCGGAUCCCUGGUAUUCUGUCCACUAAGGACAGGGUUCCUAAAAUCACACAGCUGAUUGGGAUAGACAAUCCUGCAACCCUGACAACGCACAGCAGCAGCAGCAGGAUAUCGGAGAUGCUCCGAGAGUGUGCAGCUCAAUUGGAGACAGAAGAAGACCAGGAAAUCUAUCCCUUUGCUGGAAUUGGUGAAUCCUGUACUGCAUUAGCUGAAGAUGAACUCUCCAUGGUCCUGCGAUCUUAUCACCUGGCCAGAGAUGGGAGUGUGGGCUCCCGAAGGAGGAAGGAAACUGAGCUAAACUUCACACAUGCCUCACCGGUGAGCUGCCAAGAGAAGUCGCAAACGUGGGACUUCUUCAAGAAGUUGAACGAGCGUUGUGUGGAGUGCAGCCUCUGCCGAAAGCAGCUGUGCUACCACAACAGCGCGACCAGUCUGCGGGAGCACCUGAGGCGCAAGCACAACCUCAGUGAGCUAGACCUUCGCCAGUCGCAGGAUGAGGGCUCUUCCUCCUCAGAGUCCAUGGGCCAGGAACCUGAAGUGAAGAAGAACAAGCCCGUGAGCAUCUCUGAACUGGUCCUGCACGAUGCCAAGGCAUGCCCUGAGAAAAGAGAGGAGGUGAUCAGCAAUCUGAUCCUGGGUAUGGUUUUUCGAGAUCUUCAGCCAAUCUCUGUCGUCAACAACGAGGGCUUUAAAAGGCUGCUUGGUUUUCUGGAGCCAAGCUAUAAAAUCCCGUCGAGCAUGCAUUUAACCGGAAGCCUGAGACACAAAUAUGCCUUUGCCAAGUUACAGCUGGAGCACUACCUACACUCUGUCCCCUCUCUGACUCUCUCCACUGACACCUGGACUUCACAGGGCAAGCAGACCUACCUCACUGUUGUGGGGCACUUCAUUGACUGUCGCUGGCGCUUGGCACGCUGCGUUCUCAAGACGAUCCCCCAGUACAACCCAGCACCGGAUUACAUCGGUGAGCUGCUCUACUCCAUCAUCAGUGAGUUUGGGGUCUCCUGCAAGACUGUGAACUCGGUGCUGCACGAUAGUGCAGGCAGCCUGAUGAGCAGCUCCCGCCUGCUGCAGGAGCGCUUUGGCUGGUCCAGUCUGUGCUGUGCUGGCCGCAUGCUGCAGCUGUGCAUUAAACUGGGACUGCAAGUGGAACAGGUACAGCACACGCUGAGUGUUGCCAGGCGCAUCGUCAACCACUUUGUUCACAGCGCCCAUGCAAAUGCGGAGCUCAGCACCAAGCUGGCAGAGAUGAACAAAGAGAGGCUGGUGUUGGUCAUGGACACUGCUACCCGCUGGAGCAGCACCUUUGACAUGUGCGAGAGGCUGUUGGAAUUGCGAUGGGCAGUGAGCAUGGUGCUGGAAGAGGAUCGAACUGGGCACAUGACUGUUCAGAAUCUGUCUGACCACCAGUGGAAACUUCUGCAGGAUCUGCUGCCUGUGCUGAAGACUCUCAAAGUAGCAUCAUCUUUCCUCAGUGAAGAGCACAAUGCUUCUGUGUCCUCCUUGUUCCCGUGUCUUCACGGGGUGAUGACAGCUCUCAUGCAGCACCAUGGUGACCCAGGCUGUAUCGUUAGGGCAGUGAGUACAAAGAUCAGGACGGAGAUCGCUAAGCGCUGGCGUCUCCCUGACGACGACGAGAUGAUGGACAGCCCAGCCAUCGUGGCGUCCUUUUUAGAUCCUCGGUUCAAGGAUCUUCGCUUUCUGAGUGCAGACACACGCGACAAGGUCCACAACAAGGUGAAGAACAUGCUGUCCAGCGCUGUGACCAGCUCUCGGUCCCGUUCAUCCAGCUCCUCCUCAGACGAGCACAGUGUCACAGACCACCAACAAGGCAGCAAGCAACGUAGUCGCAAGGCAGGGCGCAGACCCAGCCAGUGUGAGUAUGACCUCCUGUUUGGGGAAGAUCCCAUUGAGCGGAUGCCAGAGAUUCAUCAGCAGCUGGAGAGCUACCUGGCCGAGCCCCUGCGGAAACGCAACACCAAUCCCUUUGAUUGGUGGAAGAAUAAUGAGCAUCGGUUCCCGGCGGUAGCCAACCUGGCUAAACAGUACCUGGCCAUUCCUGCCACCUCUGUCUCUGCUACUAGAGCUUUCUUCUGUUCCAGCAGCGUUCCAGACCAGACCAGGUCAGCUCUGUUGCCAGAUGACAUUGAUCAGAUACUGUUCCUGCACAAAAACUUUGAUUAUAUUGAGUCAGUGAAGAGAUACAGACAGUGA